This is a messenger RNA of Hippoglossus stenolepis (Pacific halibut), 3401 nucleotides long. It is a transcript of the gene oxnad1, whose product is annotated as oxidoreductase NAD-binding domain containing 1. NCBI's taxonomy places the organism in Eukaryota, Metazoa, Chordata, Actinopteri, Pleuronectiformes, Pleuronectidae. Gene Ontology annotation, molecular function: oxidoreductase activity. The record is from RefSeq and is a predicted model, not a curated record. Bases 145 to 1080 code for a protein of 311 amino acids. The transcript has 8 exons. Gene Ontology annotation, cellular component: mitochondrion.
CGCCAGGCUGCCGCUAAAACAUCGCAGAAGAAGAGACGUAGCUCUGUCAUAUAACCACAACAUAACCAAGGUUACACCGGAGAUAGCGGAUGAAACUAUGAACGACAUUUGACGGAAUCACAGCGUCAUCUUGUGUCGGUCGUGAUGAGCGUCCCGGGUCUCUUGUCCUCCGCGGCCCGAAGCCUCAGCCUCCCAGGUCCCGCCGCAGGUCUGCUCUGCUGCCGGCUGCUGGUCCAGCCCAGCUCCAUCACAAGAAGAAACAUGACCUCCAAAAGACAAAUGGACCACCUGGAGAAGACAGCAAGCAACUCCAGACAAAGUCCUCUGUAUCCUGCGCAAGUAUGUGGAAUAAUAAAUGAGUCAGAGACAGUGAGACGUUUGAGGAUAGCCGUCCAUCCAAACUUCAGCUUCAAAGCGGGACAGUGGGUGGAUUUGUUCAUCCCCGGUGUGGAGAAGGUGGGAGGUUUCUCCAUGUGCUCCAGCCCGUGCCUGCUGCAGCGGGAAGGGGUCAUUGAACUGGCCGUAAAAUACACCAAACACCCCCCGGCACACUGGGUCCACACUGUGUGCGAAGUGGGCUCCCAGGUGGCCAUGCGUGUUGGCGGGGACUUCUUCUUUGACCCGACACCUUCUGAUCCCUCUGUGGAUUUGCUGCUGGUGGCUGGCGGCGUCGGGAUCAACCCUCUGUACUCCAUUCUGUUGCACGCCACAGAUCUGCAGCAUCUCAACCACUCCUCGGGCAGCGCUGACUACAACAUCGGCUCCGCUCACCUCUGCUACAGCGCCAAGAACACCCACGAGCUGCUCUUCCAGAGCUCCAUCAGCGAGGUGUGUCGGGAGUUCCCUGGCAAGUUCUCCUGUGACUUCCACGUCACGCAACAGAGCCCAGAUGCCGACCCACGCGUCCAGCCAUUCAUCAACCAGGGGAGAAUCACAGAGGAGGAGCUGCGGGCUCAUGUGGACCCACAGAGGACUUUGUGUUACCUGUGCGGACCCCCGCCCAUGAUCGAAGCCAUUUCCAAAACCCUCAUGGACUUCGGCCUCUCGAAAGACAGGAUCCUCUUCGAGAAGUGGUGGUAGAACCUCCGACAGAUCGCUGGAAUCCACAGGGUUGUCCUCGUGGCUCUUGUUUCCUGCUGUAGUUUUCAGGGGGAGGACGCACAGGGUGUGGCAAGAAUGGAGAGAAACAGGGAGAUUCCAGCAAUUGUGGACAUAAAUGUGAGAGCUCGAGCAGCUGAGGGAAUUCAUCCUCUGAUCCCUGCUGCUGCAACCUGUGUCUGAUCUGCAAUGGAACCUCUGGGACCGCCCACGCUUCAGUUAUCAGCUGACUCCAGGGGCGGAUUUUAUUUUAUGUUUUAUUUCUCAUCAUUUUAAAACAAGAAGACUGAAAAAGACAGUAGAACUUAAAGACAUUUUCCUCCUCACUGUCUGAAACAUGCAACAAAUCUCCAGCGUCUGUGUCCCCUUCAUUAUCAUGAGACACAUUUUGAAACGUUACUUCAGAUUCCAUAUUAUCAGCCUCCACUGAGGUUCUGCUUAAACAGAUUAAUAGGUGGUGUUUAGUUUGACACAGAAUUGUCACCUAAAUGUUGACGCACCAAUUAACCUAUGCAAGCAUGUCUUAGAGGAUUAGUUUGACAUUUUGGGAAAUGCACUUCUUUGCCUUCCUGCCAAGGGUUAUAUGGGAAAAUGACGCCACUGUGUUUGGUAAAUAUAAACCUGCAGCCAGUUAGCUUCGCAUAAAGACAGUAAACAGUGAGAAACUGCUUUUAUGGCUCAAAAGGAAACUAAAUCUGCCUUCAAGCAGAAAGCUCUGAAGCUCAUUUGUUUAUUAAUCCGUACAUUGUCAAGCAGACAGUUAUGUACUUUUAUGUGGGGUCAUGUGUCGAUGAUAAAUUUCCAGGAAAUCAGUCACCCAGAUCCAGCACAUAACUUCCUUCAUAAAAUUGCCAUUUUUCUUUACACAAAUUGACGACUCUCAUUGAUAUCAGUUCUUUAAAUAAACCUGAUUGUUCUCAUCAGGAUGUCUGGAUUAUUCCCUGGGAAAAUGGUGAAAAUGUUAUAAAAAAAAAAAUCACAUGUCCCAUCCUCCUUUUAAGUUUUGAUAUGUUUUCAGUGGGUUUUAGUGUAAUCCUGCUGACAACAGGAGUGAAAAAAUACAUUGAUAAAAUUAAUAUACAGCAGGAGUGGUCAAAUUUGAAUGUUGAAUUAUGUGAUUUGAUUAAUUUAAAGCUGAUUUGAUUAAAACAGCUCUAAUGUGAUGGAAACAUAGCCGUGUUUUAUCAGUUCCCACAAAAUUGGCUUUUAUCAUUGAGGGUAAACAGCCUUAAGUGUUGAAGUAACACAAAAUAACUGAAAAAAAUGGAGGUUUUAAUUUAGAAUUAAUAAUGGAGGGGAUGAAAACACAUUUGGUACCAUUACCAUUUUCUUUUAAACUGUAUCGCUCAGAUAAUCAACUGUGCUGUGUCUCCAUCCAUUAUUCAAAGCACCUGACUGACAUUUAUUUAAAACAUGCAAGUUUUAAAAAUCUAAAUACUAAAUAAUUCAUGACUCUUUUUCAGUUCAUAAGCAUUUCAUAAGCUCCAUUUUUAUUACUCCUCAUAGGCUGUUUUCACUCCUGUCUGUCUGAUUUAAAACCUCCUUGGUGGAGAUAUGUGUCUUUAAAUAUCCCGGCCAGUGGUUUCUCCCGGUUUCUAGUUAACACUUAGAAUAGAUCUUAUACACUUUGCCAGAAAGCAAAUAAGCAAAUUUUUAAAAAAUGUCAAACUACUGCUUUAAAUUCUCUAGAACAGAGAAUCAGUGCAAACAAUAGCAACGUGUUCUGUUUUUACUGCACCCAAGUGUUUGAGUGAUUUUCAUUUAUACAAAUACCUCUGAUGCUAACUUGAUAAAAUGUGUCAAACCACGUGUGUAUAUACUUAGUGAAAUACCUCAGAGCUAUUUAUUUGCAGGACUUGGAAGAGGUUGGAGUCGUUUGACUGAGUUACAAUGGAGUGAUUGUUUCCACGUUUUUUACUCUCAUGCAAACUUCACACCAUUCUCUGUAUUUUUAGAGCAAGAAGCUGAACGCGUCUCUCCCACAUACGGACCAGUGUCCCGGCCUGUUUUACUCAUUUACACUAUCACAUGCAAACACAUCCACAUACCCAUGAAACAGUUUCCCAUCCCAGGGUGGAGUGAGUAUCCCAUGGUGCACUGUAAUGGAACCUCCAGGUGGUCUCCGAUUCGCUUGGAUCACUGAACGUCCCUCGGAGAUGGUUGCGAGCUUCUUCUUGUUGUCUCUCCGUGGGGGCGGCGCCGUUGAGACUCAUUUGAGUCAUUUCUGCAUUUCUUCCUCGUAUGAGGAAAACGGUUUAUGAUGGUAGCGUGACAUUUAAAGGAAAUAAAGGAAACUGAGUCGA